This is a messenger RNA of Trypanosoma conorhini, 2949 nucleotides long. RefSeq names its product vps53-like domain protein. The transcript has a single exon. Gene Ontology annotation, cellular component: GARP complex. Gene Ontology annotation, biological process: retrograde transport, endosome to Golgi. Lineage: Eukaryota; Euglenozoa; Kinetoplastea; Trypanosomatida; Trypanosomatidae. Bases 1 to 2949 code for a protein of 982 amino acids. The record is from RefSeq and is a predicted model, not a curated record.
AUGCAGUGCGCGCCAAAGUGGCAGCUCCCACUAUUCCACUCUUCCACUCCCUCCUCCUCUAGCGGUCGCCACAGGCAGAGAGGACCAGGCCCGAUCCUGGGCGCAGAUCCCAUUGUUGUUGUUGUUGUUUUUUUUUUCCUUCAGCUCUCUUUUUUUUGGCUGAAGGCUAGAACGGCGCUGGUGUCGCACGUGACGGACGCCGCAGACACCACCGCCACGCAAGGAGCAAAAGGCGGCGCUCCACAGACGUGCAUCGCACAUCGUCUACAUCGCCGUAUUUUUAAUAGCUUGCUCCCGGCCGAGAUGCCCACUGUGCAGUUCAGCGACGCCGUUGAAAAGGCCCUCGCGGAGGUGUGUCCCCCGCGCGACCCGUUUGACGAGCCAAACUUUGACCCCGUGGAGUACCUCAACAGCCGAUUCCCGGAGGAGGCCAGCCUCGCCGCGCUACCUGCCUUUCUGGAAGAGAUGACCGGCCGCCUGACAAAGACAGAGAACGAUCUGUUGAAGGCCGUUGAGGCGCAGGCGACCAAUGCUGCCGACGCAGACAGGGACCUUCAUAACGCAAAGGCGGCCGUGGUCGCACUCUACGAUCGCGUCUCUGAGAUUAAGGCGAGAACGGCCAAGAGUGAAGACACUGUCCGCGAGCUGUGUCAUCAUAUUCGAGAGUUGGACACGGCAAAAACCAACCUCACUGUAAGCAUCAACACCCUACGUUCGAUGCAGCUAUGGAUGCUGCAACUGCAGGCCCUCUCCACUUCGUUUGAGCGUCGCAGAUUUAUUCAGUGCCGUGAUGCGCUGAUGGAGGCGCAGAAGUAUUCUGCCAUGUUUGAAAGUAUGAAGAACCUCCCCAAGGUGAAGGAAAUUAACGAUAAACAGGCGCAGCUAUGUCGACAGCUGGAACACUACAUUCGUCACACUGUGUUUGGCGACAUUUCCCUGGAUUCGCUAGAUGAAACGCUGAUGGCGGAGGCCUGUGCGGUGGUAGACCUUCUUGGGAAGGAAAGUAUUCGGAAGAUUCGUGACCAAUUUAUCGAGAAAAUGCUGGAGGUCUACUCGCUGCGCUUUAAGCGUGGGUCAGAGGACGCAAAGUUGGAACGCACGGAGCGACGCUAUGUCUAUAUUCGUAAUCUUUUGGAGCAAAACGAGGGACUUUUCCUCAAUGUGUUUCCACGUCACUGGUGUGUUCCGCAGGAACUUUGUGUGACAUUUUGUCUCCGCACCAAAGCGGAGCUUGACUACCUCCUGCGCGGGGCCGCUGCUGACAUUGACGUGGUGGUGCUGACGUACGUCCUGCAGAAGACCAUUGACAUUGAGCGCGACCUCACCCGCAUGAUGGCGUGGAAGGAGGAAUUUCCGGGUCGCAGCGAGGUCCCGGAUUACAGGUACAACGGCAUGAUCCUUUCCUCCUUUAAGGCGCACAUGGACCUCUUCGUGCGGAAUGAAGAUAAGCUGAUGGGAGACGCCCUUUCACACCCCCUUGUGGGGUCCUCCACGGAGGUGGAGCGAGGCACAGCCGGCAGCCCAAGUGCCGCGGUGGGUGCGGCCGUGCCUGGGUGGAACAGCGAGGCGGAUAUUCGGGUCGGCGCCACGCUUCCUGUGGCAGAAGAUCUUUUUAUUUUUAUUAAGGAGAGUCUCAAGCGCACCAUUCGCAUCUCUCAGCAGGAUGUAUUGCUGGAGAUGGCGGCUGUCUGGCGAAGGCACCUCAUCCGCUUUGCAGAAACGGUGGCAACGCUACUUCCUAGCCCCGCCGCCUCAAGGGAAGACAUGCGUCGCGCCUGCAUCAUCGUUAACACGGCGGAACUCUGCCAGUCUACAAGCCAGGACCUGGGGGACGAGGUGUGCACCCGUGGCGAGGCUCCCGCGAAGGAAGUCGGCUUUGACCAAGUCACCGAGGCCUUCUCUACCCUUUACAGCAGGGCGAUUCAAUGCAUACUGCAGGGGACAGAGACAAAUUUGGCACCCUUUCUUGUAGAUUAUAGCAAUGCCGCAUUUGUCAACCGUCGCGGCGAGGAACAAGACAUUCAUGAUGAAUCCGCUGUGAUUCGCUCCAUGAGUGCUGUGCUGCACGAUAUGGUCUUGGUGUGCUCGGCGGUGCUGCCGUCUUCAAUUUUGCGCUUUCUGCUUGACAAGGUGGCACACAGCGUGAUUCCCAUGUUCACCGACACCUUGUAUCGCAUGCGUCGGCUGCCACCGGACUUCGCGCUGGGUCUGAUGCGGGUUGACUCCGCGGCGUUUGAGCGAACCUUUUUGCAGCUGCCAAACUACAACGACCCAGACCGUUUUCCUCCAGCGCAUCUGACUGGAUACAUGAAGCUCGUGCGACGGGAGUUUGACCGCUUGAAUCGCACAUUGAAGGUUCUGCAGCUAGACGCUUCGGUGGACACGUUUGUUGAUGUCUACUACGAAGCGAUGCUGCCUGACGAUCGCUCGAUUCAGAAUUUUGUGCGUCUUGUGGAGUUGAAGGGGCGGAAGCGGGAGGACGUCAGGUCGUGGAUCGCACAUCUCUCCAAGAAGGGCGUGGUGGAGGCCACGAAGCGCGACCUGCAGCGCGAGGCCUCCCUGGGCAUCGCCACGGGCACCACAGGCCAGUCCGCGGCAGCCGGCGCCGGCGCCGCCUCGGGGGGAAUCAAGUUUUCGAACUUCUUCUUGCAACCGGCGGCAAACACGUACGAGCCGCCCUUGAGCGGCGGGUUUUCGAGUGCGUUCAGCAAUUUGGUCGGCCGUGCGGGGAGCGGCGGCAACGCACAGACGACGACGACGACGACAACAGCAAGAACGACGGCAUCACCACCAUCAACGGGAGUGACUGCAGCAGCAACAGUGGAGGAGAGUUUCGGCACACGUUUUGCGAAGGCGGCUCGUAGCACGGUGACGACAAUGAACUUCCUCUCCAAUUUUAAGAAGGAAGGCGGUAAUAGUAGCGGCGGCGGUUACAGGUCCGCGAAGUGA